UGGAACUGAUUGGAUUGGUUGAGGGAGUGAAUUCGACAAUAGGAGGAGUCACAUACGACGCUCGGGCGCUAUUCUGUUCUUUGCUUUGCCUGCUGAGAUUCUAAAUGCAACGGAGCCCAAUCAAGAUUAUGCCAUCUCAACUCUUCCUUUCAGAGCACGCGGACAUGAGGACCACAUAAACGGCAUGGACACAGACACAACGCUGCAUCGUUCAUACCGAAACCUCUUCUUGUAGGUAGGAAUUGUAUUUUCUUCAGUCACUUCAGAUGGCAGAUCUUGAGCAAGGAGGAGCAGCCUCUCCCCGAGCCCAGCAGCUCUUCUGAACGCGAGGGUUCGGAUCUGAGAAAGCGCAGGUGUGCCCGGGGUGCUUUCUUUGCUGAAGGGGAAAGUAUCAGGAUUACCAGCCGAUGUAAAUUCAAGGACACUUCUGAUAGUAACUGGUGAGGAAGAAGGGAAAAAGCUGCAAACUGUGACAGUCGGGGGCUCGCGCGAAAGGCUCAACAUAUCACUGGAUUCUACAUUUAUACCUCAAGAAAAAUGUCAUCUCAGACGAAAAUUAAGAAAGACAAGGAGAUCAUUGCGGAGUAUGAAACGCAAGUGAAAGAGAUCCGUAAUCAGUUGGUGGAGCAGUUUAAGUGCCUGGAGCAGCAAUCAGAGGCUCGGAUCCAGCUGUUGCAGGACCUGCAGGAGUUUUUUCGGCGCAAGGCCGAGAUUCAACUGGAGUACUCUCGCAGUCUGGAGAAACUGGCCGAGAGGUUCUCAUCAAAGAUUCGUGGCCCAAGGAAAGAACAACACCUUCUCUCGUCAGUAAACUGCUGGUAUUUGGUUUUGAACCAGACUCGAAGAGAAAGUAGAGAUCAUGCCACUCUUAACGACCUCUACAUCAACAAUGUCAUCGUUCGUCUGGCUCAGAUCAGUGAGGAUGUCAUCCGGCUCUUCAAAAAGAGUAAAGAUAUUGGCAUUCAGAUGCACGAGGAGCUGGUGAAAGUGACGAACGAGCUGUACACCGUGAUGAAGACUUAUCACAUGUACCACACAGAGAGCAUCAGCGCAGAGAGCAAGCUGAAGGAGGCUGAGAAACAAGAGGAGAAGCAAUUUAGCAAAUCUGGAGAUCUUAAUGUCAACCUCCUGCGCCACGAGGACCGACCCCAGCGCCGCAGCUCGGUCAGGAAGAUUGAGAAGAUGAAGGAGAAGAGGCAAGCCAAGUAUUCCGAGAACAAACUGAAAUGCACAAAAGCCCGCAACGACUAUUUAUUGAACCUGGCAGCCACCAACGCCGUCGUGGCAAAAUAUUACAUCCACGAUGUUUCGGAUAUGAUUGAUUGCUGCGAUCUCGGAUAUCAUGCUAGCUUGGCGCGCACAUUAAGGACGUAUCUGUCUGCUGAGUAUAACCUGGAGACAUCUCGCCAUGAGGGUCUGGACAUCAUUGAGAAUGCUGUAGACAACCUGGACCCUCGCAGUGACAAGCACAAGAUCAUGGACAUGUACAAUCAGGUCUUUUGCCCACCCAUGCGCUUUGAGUUUCUGCCGCACAUGGGAGAUGAGGUAUGCCAGGUGAGUGCCCAGCAGCCCGUGCAGACCGAACUUCUGAUGCGUUACCACCAACUGCAGUCCCGCUUGGCCACACUCAAGAUUGAAAACGAGGAGGUACGCAAGACCCUGGAUGCCACCAUGCAGACCUUACAAGACAUGCUGACAGUUGAGGACUUUGAUGUGUCAGACGCCUUCCAGCAUAGCCGAUCCACAGAGUCCAUUAAAUCCGUGGCUUCCGAGAGUUACAUGAGCAAGAUAAACAUUGCUAAGAGACGAGCCAAUCAGCAGGAGACAGAAGUCUUUUACUUCACUAAAUUCAAGGAGUACCUGAACGGCAGUAACCUCAUCAUUAAGCUGCAGGCCAAGCAUGACCUGCUGAAACAGACUCUGGGGGAAGGAGAAAGGGCCGAAUGUGGAACUACAAGACCCCCAACCCUUCCCCCGAAACCACAGAAAUUGCGGAAACCAAGGCCUCGUUCCAUCUAUAACCAUAAGCUGUUUAAUGGCAAUAUGGAGAGUUUCAUUAAGGAUUCAGGUCAACCCAUUCCUCUGGUGGUGGAGAGCUGUAUUCGAUACAUUAAUCUAUAUGGGCUGCAACAACAAGGCAUAUUCCGAGUUCCUGGAUCUCAGGUGGAAGUCAAUGAUAUUAAAAAUUCAUUUGAAAGAGGUGAGGAUCCACUGGUUGAUGAUCAGAGCGAUCAGGACAUCAACUCAGUGGCAGGUGUUCUCAAGCUGUAUUUCAGAGGGCUGGAAAACCCCUUGUUCCCCAAGGAGCGCUUCCUGGAUAUGAUCUCCACCAUCAAGCUUGAAUCAUCUGCUGAAAGAGCCCACCACAUCCAGCAGAUCAUCGUCACCCUUCCUCGCACCAUCAUCAUUGUCAUGAGAUACCUGUUUGCUUUUCUCAAUCAUCUGUCCCAGUACAGUGAUGAGAACAUGAUGGACCCAUAUAACCUCGCCAUCUGUUUUGGACCCACUCUGAUGCCCAUCCCCGAGGGUCAGGACCCUGUGGCCUGCCAGGCUCAUGUUAAUGAGGUCAUUAAGACCAUCAUCAUCCACCAUGAGGUCAUCUUCCCCAGCCCGCGAGAGCUUGAUGGCCCUGUCUAUGAGAAAUGCAUGACUGGAGGAGAGGAGUACUGUGACAGCCCUCACAGUGAACCAGGCACCAUUGAUGAAGCAGACAACUGCACCGAACCACACACAAGCGAUGAUGAGGUGGAGCAGAUUGAAGCCAUUGCAAAGUUUGACUACAUGGGUCGGACUCCUCGAGAGCUGUCCUUCAAAAAAGGCGCAUCCCUUUUGCUAUAUCAUCGUGCAUCUGAGGACUGGUGGGAGGGCAGACACAACGGGGUUGAUGGCCUCAUACCCCACCAGUAUAUAGUAGUACAAGACCUGGAUGAUGCGUUCUCUGAUAGUCUGAGUCAGAAGGCUGACAGCGAGGCCAGCAGUGGACCUUUACUGGACGAUAAAGCCUCAUCCAAAAAUGAUCUGCAGUCCCCUUGUGAACCUUCGCAUGAUUACAACUUUGGCGGGGUCAUGGGCCGGGUUAGAUUGCGUUCGGAUGGGUCUGCCAUUCCUCGACGCCGUAGUGGGACUGACUCUCACAGUCCUCCCCGAGACACACCACCACGGGCCGCCGCCUGCCCCAGCAGCCCCCACAAGGUGGCGGUCACUAGGGGCCACAUAGAGAGUCCUGAGAAGAGACGUUUGGGAACCUUUGGCAGUGCUGGGAGCAUCAACUACCCUGAGAGGAAGGUCUAUCCUGAAGGUCACCCGCUCAGGCCUGUUCCAGGGGCAACAAGACACAGCAGCCUUGGGGACCACAAGUCCUUGGAGGCUGAGGCUUUAGCAGAGGACAUUGAGAAGACAAUGAACACUGCACUUCAUGAGCUCCGUGAAUUGGAACGCCAGAACACAGCCAAACAAGCUCCCGACGUCGUUCUGGAUACAUUAGAACCGCUCAAGAACCCUGUGAGCUCAGAGCCAGCGAGCCCCUUACACACCAUCAUGAUCCGAGACCCGGACGCGGCCCUGAGGCGCAGCAGCAGCUCCACCUCCGAGAUGAUGACGACCUUUAAACCGGCGCUGUCCGCCCGAUUGGCCGGAGCCCAGCUCAGACCUCCACCUAUGAGACCCGUACGACCACCGCCCACACAGCACCGCUCCAGCAGCUCCAGCUCCUCUGGGGUGGGAAGCCCUGCCGUGACCCCUACAGAGAAGAUCUUUCCAAACAAUGCAAGCAAUGCUGCAGCUUCCUCCGCAAACUCGGGCGAGAAACCUGGAACCAUGUAGCCCGUGAUGCAAUGUAGCUACCUGUGCUGGUGAGGGCAAACCGGGGCAUGAUGCUCCAGGAAGGAAGUUCAGGAGUGCUUUUCAUUUCAUUUUCAUUUGUAAUUUUUGAGCCUAGAAGAGUGCGAAGCUGAAGCCUAGUGGUCAGCACACGUGCUCUGAGCUUGUUUGUGGAUAAUAUGAGUUGAAACUGGCUCAGGUGAUCUCAUUCCAUUCUGUUCUUCCCAUAAUUUCCUGUCCUCUCUAUGAAGCCUAAAAUACAAGGAAAAAAAAAAAAAAAAAAAACUUUUCUAGGGUAAAUUUCAUGCAACAGAGCUGCAUUAUAUAAAGUAUAAAAAAAACAAAGGUUUUUUAAUUAUUAUUAAUUUUACCUCAGAAUUAAUAUUAAGUUGUCCUUUUGGGCCUUCUUAUUCUUAUGUGAACUUUAUUUAGAGCAAGAUUAAACACAUUUGUUUUCUCUGCACUGGUUGGCCAGAAGAGUUCUGUAAUUCAGGAGUGAAGAAACUCUCAUUGGAGGACUGUUCUAAGAUAACCGACAAGUCCCUCCCUCAAGAACUGGACUGUACAUAUAAUAGAACCAAACGGUCACUCAAAGACUGUCUAACAUGGCCAGCUACCUUUAAGCUGUUGUAAAUAGAGAUAUACUGUACUUGAACUUGUAAUGCCUUUCGUUUGUAGAAUAAGCGAUAUACAUCUAAGUAACGACAUAGCCGAGCUGUAUACAUAUAUGAGAUGCAGAAAACCAAUAUACCAACUAAUUGUAAGAAACCUGUGGUAAAAUGUAGUUUUACUUGUAUAUAAAUUUUGGGUAGAUUCUUUUUUUAAGUGUCAAUCUUGUACAGCCGAGGACAUGACCAGGCAGGGAGACUAGAAUGGCAAAAGCUUUUACAACCAAUAAGCAAACAAAUCAUGCAUCAAUAGUCAGUCUGAGCCAUUAAUAUUAAUAUUAGUUUGGGAAGUGUUCUUCUUUUUUCCUCUUUUUUUCCUCUUUCCUAAUACAAAAAGCAGUUCUUCAUGCUGAAUUUACACAUUUAAAAGCAUCAUUCUAUAAAGUUACAUGGCUUUAGGGUAUUCCCAUGAGCUCCUUCCACGUUUUUGCAAGCAUCCAUCAAUUACAUAGUACAUAUUUGUAUCCCAUAAUAUAUACUCUGUCAACUUAUUAAAUGAAUAUUACUACUUACUAAAAUAACCAGAUGGUACACAAGUGACCAAAGUGUUGGUGUCCUCAAAAGGGUGAAUCAAACAAUGUGUUCAUGUCACAUUUUGAUGAGAAUUUGUCAUGAAAAUGUGAAUAAUUCAUGACAAAAAAAAUCAUAAUACAAAAAAUCCUCAAAAUAGGUCUCAUAAUCUUAUGCAAAAUAUAUUUUCAUAUUUUUUUCUUUUGUUUUGGGAUGAUCCGGACAUAUUUUAGAGAGAUCCCCCCCACAUUUUUUUCUUGUAUAUUAAAUAUACUAUGCGAAGUACAGCAUAUUUCCAAGUGUAAUGAAUGCUACAUUUAUAAAUCCAUAACGCACUCUCUCUGGUGAGGUUCACAUCUCUCCAACCAAUCUAAAUAUUUAACAGCCUAUACAAUAAUAUCAAAAUCCUAAAAAUAUGCCUAAUUUUCUUAUGCAAAAUAUAUUUUUAUAUUUUUUUUCUCUUGGCUUUGGAAUAAUCCGGACAUCUAGUUGUGAUAUUCACCCAAAAACAGUCUUGUUUAUGUCAGAUAUAUGAUGCAAAGUACAUCGCAUUUCCCAGUGUAAUGAAUGAUACAUUUGUAAACCCAUACCGCACUCUCUCUGGUGAGGUACAUAACCCUCCUCUAAAUCUAAAUAUUCAAUAGCCUAGAGAAACCAGCUCCAACAAGAGAAGCUUCACUGCCCCCAAUCUGUCAUAUCAUCUCCGGUUCAUCUUCAGCGGUACCCCUCCUCCCUGAGCUGUGCUUGAAGAGGGAAUACCCAGUCGUGAACAAAAUUUGCCCGACUGACCUAGAUAUCCACUCAAAUACACUGAACCCAAAGCUUUAAUCUCAUAUUCCCUGAUUUUACAUUAACGGUUUGCCUUAAGAUUUGCCACUUCACGCAGUCCAAUCAGAGUGACUGUAUGUGAAAGCUAGUGUAGCUUGAAAAAAAAAAAAUGAAUUACAUAAAAAUAGACUGAUUACUAAAACAGUACUGUUACUACGCACAAGAAAUAUUCCUUUAUUUGCAUUUGAAGUCAUGCUUGAUCUGUUGCGUCAUACAUUUCUCGUUGAUGCCAUACUGAUUUACGCUUGCGUUAGGAGCAUAAAAAAUUAAAAAUCACUUCCGAGACUCCAUGUCCUGUUGCUGCCAUUUUGCUAAGACUGGUAAUUAGCUUCUGUCUGAAUUCCUCAGCUUUGUAGUAGCAUGAGCCUGUUGUCCGCAUGUGAGGGAGACCGACGUGCACGCGCUUCUCUUUACCAAUAAGCAACACUGUUCAGAGACUAAUAGUGGUGCCUUUCCCUAGAUACAAAGCACUAAAUGCAUUAGCCUUCAGCCACAAGGGAGCGAAGGGAAACCGGGUCUGUAGCUGCAAGGAUUAGGCUCAUCUCAGGAAGUGAUUCUAAUUUUGUUCUUAUAUCUUACCAUAUCACUUCCCAAUAGGCACCAUUUAAACAUAAUACAUGUGUAAAGACUAUUAUUUACAAUUAUUUCUGGAUGUUCAUUUGAAUUCAGUCAUAACGACACUUCUGCAUAAUUUCACCUGGAUGGAUGAGAGUGUAAUUCUAUUUACAGUAAAGAAAACAUGCAUAAUUCAUAAUUCAAUGUAUAAAACAGACUUUUUUGGGUCAUCAUUCUGUGAUUUGAAGUACAGGGUUCCCAUAGAAAACCUGGAAUUUUAAUAAUGAGAUUUCCAGGCCUCAAAAGUCAUUAACAAGAAAGUCAUAAAAAAAAAAAAAAUGAAAUACAGGUAUGCACUUUCCUUGUUCUCAGCAUGAAAAUAAUUGAUUGGCUAGAAAUAAAAUUCUAUAGUAAUUUUAAAAAAGUAUUAAAAAUAAAAAAAUGUGGUGGUGUUAAUAAUAAUAAUACAUCCUCAUCCAGUAAUCAUGAAUUAAUUUAAUUUAAAAUCCCUUUGUGGUGAAAAUUAAAAAAAAACAUGUGGUGUUUUUAAUAUGCUUUAAGACAAACCAUGUACAAAUUCAUUCAAGUCUACACCAUUGCUAAGUAUUUUCUCUUUAAAAAUGCAGUGAUCGAAAGACGGUUUCAAAAAUGCGGUUUGAAAUCACCAGUGUUUCUGAUGUCACAAACUACCUUGUAACCAAUCACGUCAAGGUGUGAUCGUCAACAAGUGGAUCUCUGAGCUGGUGUGAGUGAGUAGAGGCGGAGCUUAUUUGCAUAUUCAUAGAACCACAUGAGGCAAGGAUGUAGAGUUACAAUCAAGCUAUUUUAAGGCAUGAAGUUUUUUUUUUCAAAGGAAAAAAAGUUUAAAUAUGUCAUUUUGGUGAUCAGAGAUUAGUUUUAAGAGAAAAAUUGAUUGACUACAGGUGGAUUUUAAAAAACAAAUAAUGAUAAAAAAAAAAAUGUGUGGGAACCCUGUACCCUGAACCACUGAAGUGUGGUUUACCAGAUAAACCUUUCUCUACAUAUAAGGGCUAAGACAAAUACUGCCCUCUGGUGACCUUAUUUGGCCUAUCCCCACUCAUAGUCUCCCUCUGUUGGUCAGUGCUGGUAUUGCUCAUUCAUUGACAGAAUGUACAGGAAAAAUACAAAUUGUUGGCAGACUUGAAGCUUUUUGGUACAAAUGUGAAAUUGCUACCACAUUUCUCAGAGUUUCUCAUACGUUCUACAGAAUAUCUUUUCUUAGUGUCAUUGUAGGCAUUCUUAACUUUAGCUUGCACUAGCAGCCAUGCACCAAAGGUUCACAUAAAUCAGUGUACGUUGAGAAAUUCACACCCUUGGAUUUUCAUACACUGUCUUUACUCAUGCUGUAAUCAUGCCUUUGAGUGUUAUGAAUUUAAAUACUUGAGUAUCAGAUUUCUGCUCGUUCUGCUGGGAAAAUCAGUGCAUUACUUUCUCACAUAUCUGUUGUACAGCUCAUCUAGUAUACAUAGUGUAUAGUAGCGCUUGUGUAACGAGCUGAUGUUUGAUAAUAAAUGAUAUUAAGUUUACAGAAACUGCCAUCCGUAACAUACUAAAAUAGUCAUGGCCUUUUAAUUCAUGUUGUGUCAUUCAUCUCUGUUUAUCUCUCCUCUGCCAGUGAACUCGAGGCUGUGCUGUGAAAAACGUACACUUUUGCUGUUAAGUUAAAACUUCUACCCAAGCUAAUGCAUUGCAGUAUUUAAGACCGUGUUGGUCUGAUAAUAGGAUGUUGUAUGGUACUUGCACGAUUUCUAAGGCACUUGGUGCAUCCCUGUACUUAAUAGACUGUAUGUGAUGUUACUGGAAGUAUGUUUUGGGAAUGUAUGCUACAUUGGGAGUGUAUUGUACGUAUGCCACAGUGGGUGUUUAUUGUAUGUACGCUAAGAUAACAGAAAAAAAAAAUAGGCUUUCUCCUUCUCUGGACACAAUGUUCAACGGGACAAAAGUGCCGUCUGUCUGUAGUAGUGGGUUGUGAAAACUGUCGUUUGGGUUUUUUCCUCCUCUAAACACUUUUUGUCUAGUGAUGCUGUUCUUAAAUGAGUGUUUGAAUGGUUGGAUUACCCCCCUGUGAUGUUAUCCUACAUCAUCCCACUGUUUGGAUGUGAACCAUUCUUAAGUCCAAAUAAAUACAUUUUUUUUUAACCUUA
Messenger RNA from Megalobrama amblycephala (Wuchang bream), 8545 nucleotides. RefSeq names its product SLIT-ROBO Rho GTPase activating protein 3 (gene srgap3). Bases 538 to 3822 code for a protein of 1094 amino acids. Lineage: Eukaryota; Metazoa; Chordata; Actinopteri; Cypriniformes; Xenocyprididae. Gene Ontology annotation, cellular component: cytoplasm. Gene Ontology annotation, molecular function: protein binding. The record is from RefSeq and is a predicted model, not a curated record. The transcript is spliced from 22 exons. Gene Ontology annotation, biological process: signal transduction; negative regulation of cell migration.